GCGAGUUCGCGUUCUUCUGCGAGGCCCGCGUCGGGAAGUAGCUCUGCCCGUAACGAGUGUCCGCCUCUGCCCGCCCCCGGCCGCGCUGCUCGGACCGCUCCCGUCGAUGAAGGUACCCGAGGCAGCGGCUCCCGUGCUCUUAGCCCUGGACUAGCAGAGGAAAAUGGCCCAGCUGGUCGUGCCGCCUUCCCUCUGUUGGAACUUUGCGUUUUCACUGAAGCUUGGCAAUAUCGGGAAUUCAUAGAAACAGGAACCAGGCUAAUAAUGUCUGUCCCUAAGGAAGAUCUGUGGCACCACAUGAGAGUAGCCGUCCGCGUGCGCCCUGAAAGCACAAAGGAGAAAGCGACAGGGCUCCAUAAGGUGGUCCAAGUUGUGGAUGAGCACAUACUAGUUUUUGACCCCAAACAAGAAGAAGUCAGUUUUUUCCCUAAAAAGAAAAGUACAAAUUUUGAUGUUUCAAAGAGACAAAAUAAAGAUCUUAAAUUUGUAUUUGAUACUGUUUUUGAUGAAACUUCAACUCAAUUGGAAGUUUUUGAACAUACCACCAAGCCAGUUCUUCGUAGUUUUUUGAAUGGUUAUAAUUGCACAGUGCUUGCAUAUGGUGCCACGGGAGCUGGGAAAACCCACACAAUGCUAGGAUCAGCUGCAGAACCUGGAGUAAUGUACCUAACAAUGUUAGACCUCUACAAGUCCAUGGAUGAGAUUAAAGAAGAGAAAAUAUGUAGCACUGCAGUUUCUUACCUGGAGGUAUAUAAUGAGCAGAUUCGUGACCUCUUAGUAGAUUCUGGGCCGCUUGCUGUCCGCGAGGAUGCUCAGAAAGGAGUGGUUGUUCAGGGUCUGUCUUUGCACCAGCCCAGAUCCUCAGAAGAAAUCUUACAGUUACUGGAUAAUGGGAACAAAAACAGGACACAGCACCCCACUGACGCAAACGCAGCCUCCUCUCGUUCUCAUGCUGUUUUCCAGAUCUAUUUGCGACAGCAAGACAAAACAGCGAGCAUCAACCAGAAUGUACGCAUUGCCAAGAUGUCACUUAUCGACCUGGCGGGGUCCGAGCGGGCCAGUUCCACCAGCACCACAGGGGCCCGGUUCGUGGAGGGCACGAACAUCAACAGGUCCCUGCUCGCCCUGGGAAACGUCAUCAACGCCCUGGCAGAUGGAAAGAAAAAGAAUCAGCAUGUUCCUUACAGAAAUAGUAAGCUCACUCGCUUGUUAAAGGAUUCUCUUGGAGGAAACUGUCAGACUAUAAUGAUAGCUGCUGUUAGUCCUUCCUCUUUAUCCUACGAUGACACGUAUAACACCCUUAAGUAUGCUAACCGUGCAAAGGACAUUAAAUCUUCUCUGAAGAGCAACGUUUUUAAUCUCAACAAUCACAUAUCUCAGUAUGUAAAGAUCUGUAAUGAGCAGAAGGCAGAGAUUUUAAUGUUAAAGGAAAAAUUAAAAGCCUAUGAAGAACAGACAGCCUGCACUGCUAAAAGUGAUGAAGCAAAGUUAAUGAUUCCAAACCCUCAGGAAAAAGAAAUCGAAAGAUUUCAAGAGAUUCUUAACUGCUUGUUCCAGAAUCGAGAAGAAAUCAGGCAAGAAUAUCUGAAGUUGGAAAUGUUACUUAAAGAAAAUGAACUUAAAUCAUUUUAUCAACAGCAAUGCCAUAAGCAAAUAGAAAUGAUGUGUUCUGAAGACAAAGUAGAAAAGGCCACCUGCAAACGAGAUCAUAGACUUGCGAUGCUGAAAACUCGUCGCUGCUACCUGGAGAAAAAGAGAGAGGAGGAGUUGAAGCAAUUCGAUGAAAAUACCAAUUGGCUUUAUCAUGUGGAAAAUGAGAUGAGGCUCUUGGGCCAAAAUGGUCAUAUUCCAAAGGAACUCAGUAAAGAUCUUCGUUUUCACCAUUUACACCUCCAGAAUGAAGAUUUGAAAGCACAAAUUAGACAUAUGAUAGAUCUCGCUUGCCUUCAAGAGCAGCAGCACAGGCAGACUGAGGUAGUUCUGAAUGCUUUACUUCCAACCCUAAGAAGACAGUAUUGCACACUGAAAGAAGCUGGCUUGUCAAAUGCUUCUUUUGAGUCUGACUUCAAAGAAAUUGAACAUUUGGUGGAGAGGAAAAAAGUGGUGGUUUGGGCAGAUCAGACUACUGAACCCCCAAAUCAAAAGGAUCUACCAGGAAUUUCUGUUCUGAUGACCUUUCCACAGCUUGCACCUGUUCAGUCUAUUCCUUGUUGCACAUCUUCAGGUGACCCGAAUCUGUUUAAAAUUCCUCUGCACAAAAGAACUCGGAGAAAACUGAUGCCUUCUCCCCUGACAGUAAAACAUCCCGAGAAGCCAACGCUGGCUGAAAGUGUCCCGCUCAAUGACUCUCUCACCAGAGAACUUCAGCCCCUUUUGUACACCCCCGAGAACUGCAGAAAACCUGUCCCAUGUGCGUCCCCACGGCCCUGGGUAAGGCCGCCCUCGCACCCUGCAGGCAUCCAGGCCUUGGGCCCCUGUGGAAACAGUGGUGACUCACUGCAAAUGCUGGGCAGGGUCGACAGCCCUGCUGUCUGCAGGGCAGCACAUGGACGGAGCGCCACAGAGCCCCUCACUGCGUGUGAAGACACCAGGGCCCUGAAGCGAAAGUUACCCGAACAGGACUCGCUCCUGACCAAAAACAGUUUAGAAAGGCUUGGCCCUUCUUCGCUCUCAGGCACGCACCCAGUGCCUGUGUCGAGCACGAUGCCAUCCUACAUGGCGAUGACCGCUGCCGCUAAGAAGAAACGGAAACUGGCGAGCUCUACAUCAAGUAAUCCGUUAACUGCUGAAGAAAAUCAUGGAUUUGCCAAACGUGUUCGACAAGAGAAUUCAAGCAAUAACCUCUUACAAGAAAACAGACCAGCCAUAGCGCAGAAUAAAACCAUCCAUAAAAUAAACUCAAACAUGGUUAGAAAAUUUGGAAGAAACAUUUCAAAAGGAAAUCUAAGAUAAGUCACUUCAAAGUCAAGGAUGGCGAAACUGAUCCAGUCUGCUUCUGAAGGGAUUUGUUAGUGUCCUCCCAGAAGUGUUUCAAACCUCGACAGAGACCUGUCCUGUAGAGCCGUUUACCACAUGUCUUCAGCAAGCAGAAAAUGCAACUGUCUUCUUUGGUACUUUAAGUAAAUAUGACUUUUCAAUGGAAAAGCUUAUGUUUUAGGCUUCUGAAAUAUUUGUUCCCUUUAAAAUUCCCAACUCAGCAUGGUGGCCACUCACUUUUAUAACAGGCUGGUGCUGUAACAAGUUGAGGAGGGUGAGUUAGGAAACAAUAGUUAAAUUACCCUUAUUAAAUUACCCUUGUUAGUUUUUAAAUAAAGAAAACUUAGAAAUGGUAAUAGUCCAAGACAUUCUGUGACAUUUCCAUGCUGUAUUUUACUCAUACAUGUAUGUAUUUUAUUUUCCAGAAAUACCUUUGAUGUAUAAAUGUAGAUAAAGGUUGUCCAUAAAGUUGUUGUAAAUAUUAUUUAAAUGUGUGUAAUGAAUAAAAUGCUAAUAUUGUUCCUUGCUACUUGAUACAUUAAAGAUGUAGAUUUUAAAGU
Messenger RNA from Heterocephalus glaber (naked mole-rat), 3536 nucleotides. RefSeq names its product kinesin family member 18A (gene Kif18a). Lineage: Eukaryota; Metazoa; Chordata; Mammalia; Rodentia; Bathyergidae. Gene Ontology annotation, molecular function: ATP binding; microtubule binding; microtubule motor activity. Gene Ontology annotation, biological process: microtubule-based movement. The record is from RefSeq and is a predicted model, not a curated record.